AUGUGGGUUUGGAGCCAUGGUGAAGCGACUUACCAUCUAUUCCCUUCGGAAUUCAUCAUAGGCCGUGAUAAGAGUCACGUUCUCAACAUGGAUGGAAAAUCCAUCAGCCGGAAUCAUGUUCAGCUUAUCAUUGACAAGGACGACUCGAAAUGUGAAAUUGUCAGCAUCAAGAAGCCUCGAAUCGACACAGGUGUGUAUGUCAACGGACUGCAGCUGAAAUCUGAGGAGCGAUUCUCGAUACACAGAAGCACGACUUACAGGGUUCAAGUGGGGCGAAAGGAGGACUCAUAUUUCACAUUGAAAUGGCGACCGCUAUCGUUUUCGUACCAUGAAGAUGAGGAGGAGACACUAUUAAAUGAGAUUAUCAAGGGGUCUGAUAUUAGGAUGCAACGAUACUUUUCAGAAGACACGACUCAUUAUGUUAAGGGGAAGAAGAACUCCUCCAAGCUGCUCCUGGCUAUGAUCAAGGGGGUGUAUGUGGUGGGACAACAAUUUCUCAAUGAGCUUCUCAAUCGCAAGAACGAAGGACUGGCUGUGAUCUGGCCUGAUGAGAGCGACUACGUGCCCGAACCUGAACUGGCAAUCGACACAAGCCGAAUCCAGCUCUGGGCUGGCAUGACAUUUGCUUUUUCAGACCGACAGCAGCUAGAAAUGCUGGGUCCUGUCAUCACAGAAGGUGAUGGAAAGGCUAUAUGCCUGUAUUUAGAGGAUGACACCUCCACGACCAGGACUAUUGUGGACGAUUUACAGAGACAUGCGGGCAAGAAGGUUGUGGUACGUUCUCACGAGAAGAAGUAUCAACAGAUUAUUAUGGAUGCUAUGGGAGAAUUGGCUAAUAAGGACAUCAUUGUGAUCGACGCAGCUGACUUGCUACCUGCUGUGAAAGAGUGUAACCCUAGCAUCCUGUGGCACAAGGCUCAGUCGUUGUCUAAAAACAUUCCAAGACCAAAAGUUGAACGACUAGACACUGUGCUAAUGCCUCCAGAAGAACCAGAGAAUAAGAAGCCUUCCAAACCUGCCUCUCGCCCUGCUGUGAACAGAGUCAAGCGAGCACCUCCAAAACAGAUGGAUCUGCUGAAUUUCUUUGUUAAGGAAGAGACUGAUUCCCCUCCACAACCAGAAAUUACUAGCUCGCAAGAUAAGCAAAGUCAACCUCCUUCUUCUAAAGGAUCUUCGCAGAGGCGACCUUUAAAACAGAGAGCUCGGGUGGAGCCCAUAGACAACCUCCUUCUAUUCCAACAACCCCUGAAGAGGCAGAAGGUUGACAACAAUGCUGAAACGGAGGGGAAAGAGACAGCCGAUUCAGCUGAGGAGUUGGUGAUUGAUGAUGCAGACAUCGUCAUGGAUAAUAUCGAUCUGCACGAAGAGUCGCUUAUUUCCGAAGCUGCUCCACAAAACACCCAUAAACCCGUCGACUUUUCAUCAGCUGUCCAGAACAUCAAAUCAGAACACGCCAAGGAGGAGGAGGCGAAUCUAGACACCGAAUCUUUGGCCCAGCUUUCUAUUGAAGUCAAGGAAGGAUCUAUUGCUGUCCGAAGACCACCACCUUUGCAAGCUACUCGAAUGAUGUCUGUUGUUAACGCGGCAAGAUAUGACGGUCGCAGAAACUUUAAGAAAUUCAAAAAGCAGCUUCCUGGCUACGCCGAGAAUACGACCCAUGGGUCGUUUUCGCGAUUCGACAGGCGAUUCGUGGCACUGGUUCCUGAUAAACCUGCGCAAUCUGAUCAAACAUCAAUCGAUGACAUGCUCCAUGCAGGGGAAAACUUGACGGACAGAAGAAUCCGAAUUCUACGCGAAAGAGGCGAGCCUCAGAAGAAGUAUCGGGCAUUGGAUGAUGAUGGAGAGGAUGGUGCUGAGGAGGCUGAUGAUGACGACCUGUUCUUGAAAGACUCCGAGCCUGAAGAGGAGUCGGAGGUUCAGACAUCUCAUGCUGCAAUAACUAUCGAUGAUGAUAGCGAAGACGAAACCGCCUUCAAGUUUUCUAAGUGA
Messenger RNA from Yarrowia lipolytica CLIB122, 1989 nucleotides. RefSeq lists its product as uncharacterized. Gene Ontology annotation, molecular function: protein binding; damaged DNA binding. Lineage: Eukaryota; Fungi; Ascomycota; Dipodascomycetes; Dipodascales. Gene Ontology annotation, biological process: double-strand break repair via homologous recombination; mitotic G2 DNA damage checkpoint signaling. The record is from RefSeq and is a predicted model, not a curated record. Gene Ontology annotation, cellular component: Mre11 complex.